AUAUAUAUAUUAUUAUAUAUCCAAAAGAUAACUAGAAGUUUGUUGUAUCAAAAAUAUUAUCUUAUACUUUGUAAGUGUCAAAAGGUCUUAACUGUGUGCCUGUAUAUAACCACACGGUUUUGAUAAUUUUUUUUUCAACCCUUUUGAAAGACAUAGAGAUUGAUUUGAUAUAUAGUGAAUUACAUUAUAUCAAACAGUUAAUAAGCACACACUCUAUAGACCAUGUCAGACGUCACUCAUACCCCAUCGGCCAUACGAUCAUUUCUAACCAAAUACAAUUUCAAAUUAGGUGAAGCAAGUGAUGCAUACAUCCAAAGAAGAAAACAACAAAUGGUACUUUUCAUGACGGCAUCAGCCAUAACUAUCUUUGCGUCAAGAUUCGCCUAUAAAUCAACCAUAACAAGACAAUACGUGCCUACUUUAUUCCAAGGUAAUCAUCAUCCUCCCACAAGUUAUAAUUUCACCCAUGAUGCCGCUGUGGCAGUUGGGACCGGGACAUUAUUAUGUGGAUCAGUAAGUUCGAUGAUUAUCUUUGGAUCAGCUUGGAUUAUUGAUGUGAGUAAUUUAAAAGAAUUCAAUUGGAGGAUGAAAUUGUUAUUGGGUGGUCAUCAAAAGGAAGUUGAGUUAAGUAAAUUACCUUUGGAUGAAGAAAGUGCUUAUAUCCAAGAUAGUUUGAAUGAUAUCUUGGAAGGUAAAUAUGAUGAAGUUGAUGAACAGUCAUCAUGAUCAUAAUGUGAUAUGACUUCUUGUUUCUACUUAGUAUAUAUUUCAUAGGAAAACCUUGUCUUGUAUAUAGUUUAUCGGUUAAUUGAAUAUAUUUCAUCUUGUACAUUUUUCAAACUCCCGUAUCCGUAGUCUAUUACGGUAUUAACAAAAUACAAUGAAGCAGCCACACACCGUCUUCUAACAUACAUGCGGGCUUUGACUCGGCGCAUAGAAUACCCUAAAUUGAUCAUAUCAUGGAUUUACUCCACUUAUAAGCUCCAUUUAAGCAAUAGCUGAAAAAUAAUAAUUUAUGACCGAAUGGCAGAAUUAGGA
This is a messenger RNA of Scheffersomyces coipomensis, 1038 nucleotides long. RefSeq lists its product as uncharacterized. Bases 223 to 726 code for a protein of 167 amino acids. The transcript has a single exon. The record is from RefSeq and is a predicted model, not a curated record. Lineage: Eukaryota; Fungi; Ascomycota; Pichiomycetes; Serinales; Debaryomycetaceae. Gene Ontology annotation, cellular component: mitochondrion.